GCACAAAACCCCUCCAGAAAAAAAAACCCCAACCGCCAUGGAGUUCAAGUUCCGCGCCGGCGGCGAGCCCAGCAGGCCUCCUCCGCCGUCGACGGACUCUGCGGCUACGUCGGCGGAUUCCCAGUCUGCGGGUGAGCGCACGUUUGUUCAAGUUCCCCCCUGUCGAUCUUUCUUAAUUUCUUCUUUCCUCUGUGUGAUUGUGAAGCCACGCAUGUGCGAGAUAGCCGCGGCGAUCACAGCAUGGGAUACCACGGGGAGAACGCCGGGCCUGUUCCGCCCCCGGCAUCUGACCCGGAUGAGCUGUGGCGACAGGCGGCCAAGGCUAGGAUAAGGGAGCGGAUCCUGCGGGAGGAGGCGGAGCUCGAGGUGCUCGAGGCGCAGGUCAGGCGUGAGCUCAUGGAGGAGCGCACCCCGUUGCUGCUAUCCGGGCUGGGGCGGUCGGCGGGCUCUGGCGCGGCCCUUGGAUCGGCACCUACGCCGGCGCCGUCCGGGACGCAGACGCGGAUCGAGCUCAAGGCCCUAUCGAAAGCAAAUGCGUCGGUAACCUUGCCGAUGAAGCGGAAGAACACUGAUGUUACUCUGGCGUCUGCUGCUUCAAUUUCAACAAGCACCAACAAAAAGGAGUUGAGUUGCACGUUGUGUGACAUCCCAGCAACCAGCGAAAAGGCCUUGCAAGAUCACCUCAAAGGGAAGGCGCACAUGAAGAAGGCAGCUAAGCUCGCCCAGCCAAUGGCUGAAACAUGGCAUGAGGAUGAUGAUGAGGCUAUGCAGGUUCAUUCAAAAGAAAAUGUACUCGCAGUCUUGCCAGACAAGCAGAAAGACCCUAACAUUGUCACGGUGACAAGCAAGACACAAAAGCCGGACUUGACCUGCAAGGUCUGCGGAAUUACUUCAACAAGCCAGAAAGCCAUGCAGGAUCACCUUGAAGGGAAAGCCCACAAGAGGAAGGUCUCUAAGCUUCCGCAGCCAAUGCCUGCUUUAGAGCUUCCUUCAAAAGAAAAUGUGCCAAAAGAUGCAUCCAUACUUUCGGCCGCAGAAAGUGACAAGAAGCACAACUUGAACUUGAGCUGCACGUUGUGCGGCAUCCCAUUGACGAGUGAGAAGGCCAUGGAAGAUCACCUCAAAGGGAAGUCCCACAGGAAGAAAGCCACGGCAUUGGUGCGUGAGGCGACAGAGCAUGUGCAGGAAGAGAAAGAGGAGAAAUGUAGCUUUACUCCCACAAAAAAGACGAUGAUGACCAAGGAUGGGAUGAUCCACGACGUGAUGCAGAUAGACGAGAAAGAGGAGGAAGCUAGCUUUACUCCCACGAAAAAGACGAUGAUGACCAAGGAUGGGACGAUCCACGACGUGAUGCAGAUGAAUGGCUACGUUUUUUGCGAGGUGUGCAAUGUGAGAACCGCCGAUAUUGUCACUAUGAUGUGCCACCUCCAAGGGAUCAAGCACAUUUCCAAGGCCCGGCAGGAAGCUACGAAACCACCGGCAGAGACGGUUACCAUUGCUACCUCUGUUGCUAAUGGCGAUCCACAAAUGGUUGCUGAAGUAAUAACCAAGGAUGUUGCUUUAGCAACCAAUUUCCACAUCACAGAGACUCCAGGUCAGGAGGAGAUGAUGGAUGAUGGCGCCGACUCUAUAGGUGGCUCUGAACUGGUAGAAGCCAAGUCCAAGGAAGCUUCUCUUGUCCCUGGGGAACCGGCAGUGGGAGCAUGUGUCCCGGAGUCCAUGGCACCAUAUGGAGGUGCAACGGUCGGGUGUCCAACUGCCAAAGUUGAAGAAAAUGAAGCAGACGCCGAAGGAAAUAGCUCGGGGAUGCAAGAGAUGGAAGCUGUCAAGACCAAUGGUAUCGUGGUGGUGCCUGCUGAUCAGGAUGAGGUCAAGUACCAGGUGGAGGGCAAGGAGUUCAUUGUGCUGCGGCAGCCAGAUGGUAGGCUCUCAUGCCGACUGUGCGACGUGCAUGGCUGUGAGAAGUACGACAUGGUCAAGCACCUCUACACCCAUUUGGGCAACGCCCAUCUUGCCGAUUAGAGGAGCAGGUAGCGGUCGCAUUGCCACACCGAUAGUGAACAACAGCAUUUCUGGAUGUGGCAAACAAUUACUAUUUAUUGGAGUCACUAGCCUUGCUAUCUUGUAUUGGUACCUAUAUAUUCUUUGCAAUGAACAGGUCAUGAUCCAUUGUUGAGAUAUGAGAUGAACAGCAGGUAAAUUUGACUUCCCAUGUUUCUUCAUGGAGCUCUCGUUGUUUCUUCAUGGAGUAUGCGUGAAGCUCAAAAUCAUGAAAC
This is a messenger RNA of Lolium perenne, 2276 nucleotides long. The record is from RefSeq and is a predicted model, not a curated record. NCBI's taxonomy places the organism in Eukaryota, Viridiplantae, Streptophyta, Magnoliopsida, Poales, Poaceae.